GUAUCUGUUUCAGGGCAAGGAUAAGAAUACACGAUGAUGCGCGCUGCCAUCUUCUUCAGUAUCUUUGUCAUCUUCUGCCUCAUUCAAUUAAAUGAGGCGAACUACAAGAAGCUCCCGUUCAACGGAUCCAUCUUUGGUAAAAGGAAUAAUGCUGAUUAUGACUCGACAGGCCGUGCUUUAUCUGCAUUGUGUGAUAUUGCUUCUGAAACCUGCCAGGCUUAUUACCAGACUUUGGAAAAUAAGUAAAAUAUCAAGCAAAAAUCUACUUGUGUAAACCAAAAUGUAUCUUAUACUAUGCAAUAUAAAGUUCAUAAUCUUAUUAAUAUAUUGGCUUAAUAAGAACGAAAUGUAAAUGAAGUACGAACAAACAGAACUGCACUCGGACAAUACUGCUCAUAUUUUCCUUAUCUGCAAUAAGAUUGUAAACGCUAAACUUUAAGUUAAUAAAAUAUUU
Molecule: messenger RNA, 454 nt
Organism: Melitaea cinxia (Glanville fritillary)
Lineage: Eukaryota; Metazoa; Arthropoda; Insecta; Lepidoptera; Nymphalidae
Gene: SIFa
Product: neuropeptide SIFamide-like
Exons: 3
Coding region: 34-246 (70 amino acids)
Source: RefSeq, a predicted model, not a curated record